UCCAAGUGGCAGACAUGUUACCAAACACAAUUAGGAGCACUGGAGCCCCUAUGCUAGGUGAAGAAUGCCCUCAAUUUCUUUCUCUAAGCACGCCAAGCCCCCUUUUCCAUUGCCUUUUGCCAUGAAGUAUCAUCAUCAUCAUCAGCCCACGCUCCAUAAUCAUAUCUCCCAUCCUUCGUCGUAUGAACUUAGCCCUUCUGCCACCUAAAAACUUUCAUUCAAAGACAGACCAACAGAAGUUAUGCUGCAUUUCCACAAUACAAGAUCCAUUUUGCUAGUUCUUCCUAACCCCACCUCUUCUAAAACAACAGGCAGUCUAUUUCUUAUCGAUUAGUGUCACAGCCACCUAAGCUCUUCUUUCAAUCUGCCAGCUUCAGAAGAUCAGGAAAAAUCGCACUGCUAUGCACAUCGAAGCCCGAGAGUAUCAGGAACAACCGUACAGGUAUUACAGUUUUACAUCCAACGUCUUGUAAAACAAGUUCAUAUGGGCUCCCUCUUCCCUCUCACGUUCAUAAUUCUCUCGUGGGCAUCGUCUGCAUCAAUAAAAUCUGAAGCUCAAGAGAUCAAAUCAGCUCAUGUUCUCGAUCUUUACAUUAGAGAUUACACGUUCAAGGCCUACCAUAAACACUUUCGGACUGGAACAUUGCACACUGUACAUUUACCGUCAAACUUGUCCGGCAUCAGGGUCGACAUGGUGAGAUUCAGAUGUGGUAGUCUCCGAAGAUACGGUGCACAGGUUAAGGAAUUCCAUCUAAAUAUUGGAGUGACUGUGCAUUCAUGCGUGGAGAGAGUCAUGAUAGUUAGACAAAACUUGGGGUAUAACUGGUCUUCCACAUUCUAUGCUAAUUAUGAUAUCUCUGGGUACCAACUUGUUUCCCCUGUUCUAGGUCUUCUAGCUUAUAAUGCUGGGUCCAACAUGAACUUUAGCAACCCUUUUGAGCUUGAAAUUCUUGCAGGAGAAAAGCCCAUCACAGUAGAUUUCAGCAACACCACAAAGUUAGCCGAGAUACAGGGAAAUAUCCCAUAUUGUGCUAGUUUUGAGAGUGAUGGAAAAGUCACACUAGCAAAUCAGGUAUCACCAUAUGUGUGUGUUGCAAGGAGACAUGGCCAUUUUGGAUUGGUCAUUGAGACGCCACCAGAGCUGUUAAGAAAAAAGAUUAGCCGGUGGAAAGUGGUGGUUGGAAGUUCAGUAGGAGCUGCACUGGGUGCUUUUCUUUUGGGUUUGCUUCUGGUGGCAUUGUUUGUGAAGGUAAAGAAGAAAUCAAGAAUGGAAGAGAUGGAGAGAAGGGCCUAUGAAGAAGAAGCUUUACAAGUUUCUAUGGUUGGACAUGUGAGAGCUCCUACAGCAGCUGUCACUCGAACAUUGCCUACAAUUGAGCAUGAGUAUGUACAUCCUAACCAAGGAUUUGUUCAUUUUCGUUUGUGAUUAUUCUUUUUGUAACAUUAGAUGAACAAAACUUAUUUUUUCAUUGGAUAAGAUAGAAAUUCAACAAA
Molecule: messenger RNA, 1494 nt
Organism: Carya illinoinensis
Lineage: Eukaryota; Viridiplantae; Streptophyta; Magnoliopsida; Fagales; Juglandaceae
Exons: 2
Coding region: 485-1426 (313 amino acids)
Cellular component (GO): membrane
Source: RefSeq, a predicted model, not a curated record